This is a messenger RNA of Myotis davidii, 812 nucleotides long. It is a transcript of the gene ENOSF1, whose product is annotated as enolase superfamily member 1. NCBI's taxonomy places the organism in Eukaryota, Metazoa, Chordata, Mammalia, Chiroptera, Vespertilionidae. The record is from RefSeq and is a predicted model, not a curated record. Gene Ontology annotation, biological process: amino acid catabolic process; carbohydrate catabolic process. Gene Ontology annotation, molecular function: magnesium ion binding; hydro-lyase activity.
AUGGACUCAGGGGGCAUGGAAUUACUGUCACUCUGGGAAGAGGCACUGAAGUUGACUACGAGAGCUUUUCAGUGUCUGGUGGUGGCCGUGCUCUUCUCCCCGCAGCUCUGCACCGAGGCACUGAAGGGCGGCUGGACCAGGUUUAAGGUGAAAGUUGGUGCCCAUAUUCAGGAUGACAUCCGCAGAUGCCAACUCAUCAGAAACAUGAUUGGACCUGAGAAGACUUUGAUGAUGGAUGCCAACCAGCGCUGGGAUGUGCCCGAGGCAGUGGAGUGGAUGGCAAAGCUGGCCGAGUUCAAGCCUCUGUGGAUUGAGGAGCCCACCUCUCCUGAUGACAUUCUGGGCCACGCCACCAUCUCCAAGGCAUUGGUUCCAUUAGGCAUUGGCGUUGCCACGGGAGAGCAGCGCCACAACAGAGUGAUGUUUAAGCAGCUCCUACAGGCGAAAGCCCUGCAGUUUCUCCAGAUUGACAGCUGCAGGCCGGGAAGUGUCAAUGAGAACCUCUCAGUGUUGCUGAUGGCCAAGAAAUUUGAAAUUCCUGUUUGCCCCCAUGCUGGUGGAGUUGCUUGUGAACUGGUUCAGCAUCUGCUUCUAUUUGACUUCAUAUCAGUCUCUGCAAGCCUCACAAACAGGAAGUUGGCUAUUCCACAGAAAUGAAGGAGGAAUCUAUAAAGAAACACCAAUACCCAGAUGGUGAAGUCUGGAAGAAACUCCUUACGACUCAAGGGAAUUAAGGAUUCGGCCCUCACACCCACUUCUUUUUUAAGUGAUAAGGCUUAAAAUUUCUUGGGUCUGGUUUUAUGAAAAUAGGG